AAUGUGCGUGUUACCUUUUUCUGCAACAAUUGUGUUCAUCUCGAAUGUUUAAGCUCGGCAUUCGCGCUCACACUACAAUGGAUCCUCCGGUCACAAACAAAGACAUGGCAUUUCGCAAGUUGUGCGCUGAACGUUUCACAACGGCGAUCGUGAUCAGCGUUGGGCUGCAGUACCUCUUGGCGACAGCAGUUUUGAUGUUCGUCAACUUCGACCUGCUCCAUCCAAUGAGCUGGAUUACCGAUACGAUGCGCCUGUUACUGUCGCUCCACACUUGGCUGGUGUCGAUUCCUGCAUCCGCGGCAUUCAUUUUUCACGGUCUAGCACUCGCCAAAACGUGUCUGCUCGAAAAUCGAUACUAUCCGACGGUGUUCGAAAGCUGGUAUCGCGGUCUGGUGCAUCGUUCGUAUCUUCUGCUUACCGCCGGAACCAUGGGCUGCCUAACGGCGUUGUUUUUCACACGGUUCUUGCGGGCCGAGUACCGUCUGUUGGUGGUAACCGAUGUCAACGAUCGGUUGUCGACACUCAAUCAUCGCUUGCUGUAUCUUCUCGUGAGUGGCCUUUUUGCCGGGUCAUACUUCUACUUCAGCCGCGAAAGUGAUUCGCUAAGCACGCAGACUUCCGAAAGGAGAGUUCAGGGCGAGAGGAAGAAUUUCCGCCAGGACCUAGGUAUGAUUUUGUUUGAAUCGAUUCGCCAGUCGUUUGUUCCAACGCUUGUUUACUUGUGUUUUUACUACACACUCGUACUGCUGUUUCGAGGAAGGAUCGCGCAACUGUUUGGCAAAGAAGUGUCGACUGUUUACGGUUUCUACCGCACCGCUACGGACCUUCGCUUGCAAUUGUACACAUGGCUGGUGUUUGCGUUGAUUCUGGCUAAAAUGAAAUUAAUGUUGCGUUUAUUCCGUGUUUUCGUCUAUGAGCCACACCAGUUUAUCAUUAGCAUCGGCAGUUACCAACAGCAAUCUAAGACCAGUGAACCGGUACUAGCGGAAGCACUCGACUAUAGACAGAUUCCCGUCAUCCAGCACCUGGCGGCUGAGGAUCUGUGCACCAUUGGAAAAGAAAGCAAUAACUCCCGUCGGCGUCUGUUCUACCAACUUACUGAUCCCGGUGGCCAUCCAUUAAACUGGCGCCACAUGUGCGACACAUGCCUGAAGUUAAUACGUGACUUUACACACGAGCUGCAUGAAUCGAUCGGCGGCAUCGACUUGAGCCCGUCUCCUCCGAUGGUCAUGAUGGGUGGACGCUUGAGACCGACCACUUCGACGGAUAUCGACCGUUUGCUGAGGCAGCAGUACAAUCAAAAUUUCGGCAUCCGCAGCCUGUCUGUACCGGUGCUCACAAAUACCAGAGGCACUGGGCCGGUGGCAAAUGAGCCUAUAUGCGAUUUCAGAAUAGAACCCGUAACUUUGAUUAGUAUUCUCGAACGUUUUCAAAUUUAUCAAUAUCUUUUCGUGGAGCCUAAAACCGCUAAAAGUUGUCAUUUGCUGUCGGUGAAAUCGGAGCUGAUUGUGAAAGUAACAGAAGGUCUAAGCACGCUAGCAUGUCAUUCGCUGCAAGAAGAUCAGUACGGAGUAGUGCAGGACGAUCUUCCGAACAUAGUUCACGUGUUGCUAGAACUAAAAAAGGUUAUAGAAAAGAUAAGCGCAAUCAAAUUGGACGUGAAAAAGAACAGACGUAAUGACAAUACGAUCAAGGGAGUAGUCACUAAUAGUCUCUCAUUAAUCGGCGAAACUUUUGCGCCAUAUCUUAACGAUCUGGUAUUCGAACCGAACGAUUUACAAGCACUGCGGAGCAUUGAUCGUGACUAGAUUCACAAAGGUAGAUAUCGAAAGUACAAGGUUCACAAGCGGUUUCUGUGUCAUCCAAUGUGGCGUGCAAACAAUAUAAAACCUAAUAUACAAAAGAUUAUUUUUAUGAGGAUUUAAUUUGAUUGAGUAAAAUGCAUUAGAGUAACAUUUAGAGAGUAUCAUCAUAAGAGCAACAUUGAAAUAAAAGGCAUCAGAGUAGCAAUAGCAACAG
Messenger RNA from Anopheles cruzii, 2019 nucleotides. It is a transcript of the gene Ndc1, whose product is annotated as nucleoporin Ndc1. The record is from RefSeq and is a predicted model, not a curated record. NCBI's taxonomy places the organism in Eukaryota, Metazoa, Arthropoda, Insecta, Diptera, Culicidae. The coding region runs from base 45 to 1808 and encodes 587 amino acids. Gene Ontology annotation, molecular function: protein-macromolecule adaptor activity. Gene Ontology annotation, cellular component: nuclear pore transmembrane ring. Gene Ontology annotation, biological process: nuclear pore organization. The transcript has 2 exons.